UCAAAAAUUACCGAAUUAAUCCUUGGCACCCUUGUUCUGAGACAACAAGGAUUAUUGAAUUAUAAUGAAUCGUUAGAAGGGACUUUGAAGAUUGAAGGAUUUAAUAAUUUAAAAACAUUUUCUUCUUUUCCUAGUAAUUUCACUAAGUUAGAGUUUAACAAUUGCCCUAACUUAACUAAAAUUUUUUGCUCGGAUGGUAAAUUAACGGAUUUGAACAUUACUAAUUGUCCUCAAUUAACUAUCCUUCAAUGCGGAAUUAACCAAUUAACAAGUUUAAAUGUUAAUGGUUUAAGUAAUUUACAAGAAAUUAAUUGUGUGAAUAAUAAACUAACUAGUCUUGAUUUCCUUGAUCAAUUACCUAGUCCCAAAAAGUUAACCAGACUUUUUUUAGAAAACAAUAACUUUCCAACUCAGAAUUUAGAAAUUUUUCGCCAGUUUAGUAAUUUAACUCAUCUUGCUCUUUAUAAAAAUCGUUUCUAUGGAAGUUUAGAACCUUUAAAAGACCUAACUAAAUUAGAAGUAUUGACUAUUGACAAUACCGAUAUUGAUUCAGGAUUAGAAUAUUUGCCAGAUAGUUUAGAAAAAAUUGGGGCUCCAGAAAAUAAUCAAGAGUUAGUAAGUAAAGUAAAAAAAGAAAGUCCGGAAAAACAGAUAGAAAUUAAAUUAGAAAGCAGUUCUAGUUCCAAAAAAAAGAGUAAGAGAACUAAACAAAAGGAAAAAUUGAAUAAUGCACAAGAGCAAAUCGCCCAAUUACAAAACGAGUUGGAAAUAGAGAAAAAUAAGAACAAUAAGUUGCAAAAAGAACUAGAAGAGUUAAAGAACAAACAUGCUAACCAAAACCAAAUUACUAGAAAAUAUUUGCAAAAUCAGAAAGCAGAAGUUGAGAAAGCGGAAAACCAGUUAGAUAAUUUAGAACUGCAAGAGGAACAACGAAGAGAAAUUAGAAAGGAAGAAAAAGUUAUUACUCUUCCUGCCGUAGAUUUAGUUAGUUAUGCCGAAAACAUUGAAAAAAGGCAGAUCUGUGGAGUUCUUACUUAUCAAAGCCACUCUCUUGAUUCUACAGAAAUAAUAGAAAAAAAGGUGCUAGAUUACUUAAAAGAAAAAAUUGAUAAAUAUAACCCUGAGAAUUAUGCUUUUUUGGUUAAUAAAUAUGUCGGUGGAAAAAUAGAACCGGGCGAAACGCCCUUAGAAGCGGCCAAAAGAGAAGUCUUUGAAGAAACUAACUUAAUAAUUGAAGAUUUAGAAAUAGUUAGCGAACAGGCUUUUGAUAAAAAAAAUCAGCACUGUAUGGGUUAUCUGGUUAAGGCUAAUAAAUACUCCGGAGAAAUAAAAAUCAAAGAAGUGGAAAAGAUUGCCGAUAUUAAAUUCAAGAGAAUAGAUUAUGAGUUUGCGGUCAACAGACUUUUUUAUGCUAUCAUUUUUGAAGUUGAUUAG
Molecule: messenger RNA, 1434 nt
Organism: Funneliformis geosporum
Lineage: Eukaryota; Fungi; Glomeromycota; Glomeromycetes; Glomerales; Glomeraceae
Source: the annotation of a GenBank genome assembly